Messenger RNA from Closterium sp. NIES-65, 6315 nucleotides. Lineage: Eukaryota; Viridiplantae; Streptophyta; Zygnematophyceae; Desmidiales; Closteriaceae. The record is from the annotation of a GenBank genome assembly.
AUGGGCCCCUCCCGCCGCGUUUCUGGAGGUGCUCGACCUUCUGGCUUGCUCCUUUCGCCGCAAGAACUCCAGAAGCAGAAGCGCCAUCAGCAGCGCUCUAUCGCAUCGUUCUUCUCGCCCUCAAGGGCGACAAAACUUUCCGUCACCGCCACGCAUGACUCAAUUCCAGCAACAGCCGCAGAGGACGUCCAACCAACUGAUAAGACUGAUGGGAGCAACCUUGAUUCUCCCAAUGGACGUGCACGGAAUCACAAGGCCUCGCCCGGUUCGACGGCUAAUCGAAACGCCCGUCGCGUUUUGAAAUCUGCGGUAGGAGGAAAGGGUGGAGGUCACCGAGGAACCUUGGUGCGCGCUGAGGCGCGGACAAGCAACUCCGAAGAAUCGAAGGAUGACGAGCUUCUCUGGACCGACGACCCGGCUGAAAAAAUCAAGCGACCCGGAGACGAGCGCGGAGCCAAUUCGCGCAAGGUGGCGCUUCAGAUCCCUCCACUGGCGGGCGGACAGGGCAAUGCAGGAGGAGACGACGACGUUGCUCCGGCGACUGAAGUCCACGGCGGAAAAACCGCCGUGAAGGCGGAGGGGCUGGCGGAAGGGGCGGCGGAGGAGAAUGCGCAAGGAGGCGUGGAUGUGGCGGGCGGGGACGGCUCGCUCUCGAUGGGCUCUUUAGGAUCGGACUUGUCCGGUUCGCUGCUCCCCGCGGGCAGGUUGCGGAGCCUGCGGCGGCGUCCGGGGGGAAGGAGUAACGUGGGGGGUUCCCAGGAGAGCGGCGGCGAGCUGGUAGAGCAAGUGGGAGGAGGCGUUGAGCGGGAUCGAGCCGGAGAGGCGGUGAGAGGAGGCGAGGGCGUCGAAAGAAGAGACGAGAUAAUGAAGGAGACGAGUGGAAAGGCCGUGAGUUUGCCGGCCGGUUGGAGCAGUAAGGGAACACGAGGCAAGGGGACUCGGAAGCGGGGACGGGAGGAGGCUAGUAACGAGGAUGGGAAGGGCGAGGAAAAAGCCGGUGCAGUGGGGAGGAGGGUGGAGGUGUACUGGCCGGACGAUGCGGCGUGGUAUGCGGGCAUGGUUGCGGGAUAUGAAGAGGAAACGGGCAGGCAUGAGGUGUUAUAUGAUGAUGGGGAGACAGAGAUGGUGGUGCUGGCGAAGGAAAAGGUGAGAUGGGUGGGGGGCUCUGGUGGUGGCGUGGCGACGACACUUGGUGCGCGGAAGAAGGGGGUAGGGGCGAGAUUGGGGGCGGAUGAUGCGGAGGCGGAAACGGCGGGUGGAGAAGCCGGAGAGAGAGGGAAUGGUGGGGGAGGAGGUCGGGGGAUAAGCAAGCGGGAGAAGGGUGGUGGCGAGCGGACGGCUGGAAAGGGGCGUGUUGUGGCAGAUGAGGAGGGGGCGAAAGUUGUGGGCAGCGCGGUGGGGAAAAAGGUAUCGGCGCAAGGAGCGAAGGAGAAGAAGCAGCAGCAGGAGGAGGCAGCAGUCGAGUCUUCUGAUGAUGAUGAUGAGGAUGAAGAGGAGGAGGAGGAGGAGGAGGAGGAGGAGGAAGACGAUGAGGAUGGAGAUAGCGAGGAAGAGGACUGGCUGGAAGAAGUCAAGAGGAAGGGCAAGAAGGUGGAGGAAGAGGACGAUGAUGAUGAUGACGAUGAUGAUGAGGAGGAGGAGGAGGAGGAGGAGGAGGUGGAGGAGGAGGAAGACGAGGAAGGAGGGUCUGUGGACGGAACUGCGAGUGAUGAUGGUGAGGAGGAGGAGGAGGAGGAAAUGGAGGGUGGGAGGCGGGGCAAGAAGGCAGGUCCGGGAGCAGGAAAGAAAGGCAGCGCGCAGGGUGGCCGUGGGGGGAGUUCUGCAGGCGAGGGCAAGGAGAAAGUGGUGGUGACAGGGAGGAGGAAAGAGGGGAGUCAGGGGGAAGGUGGGUGUGAGGGGCUGGGAGGAGCAGCAGGGGGUGUGACGGAUGCAGAACGAUCGGCGAUUCGCAAGGCUAUGCUUGGAGCGGGUCUGUUCCCCGAGCUAGCAGGAGAGGCGGCGCAGCGGUUCAGUGGGCGCAUGGAGGCCAAGUUCGACUUCCUCUUCCGGAACCGCAGGGACGGCAAGCGGCGGCCACCAUCCCAUCCAGACUAUGACCCCACCACUCUCUUCCUGCCAGACGCUUUCCUCAAGAACUUAUCCGAGGGGCAGCGCCAAUGGUGGCAGUUCAAGGCGAUGCAUCUAGACAAAGUGUUGCUAUUUAAGAUGGGCAAGUUUUACGAGCUAUUUGAGAUGGACGCGCAUGUGGGCGCCAAGGAGCUCGACCUGCAGUACAUGAAGGUGGGCCGCUGUUCCUGCUGUGGUGGGUGGGCGCUGGGCAGGCUGGGCGCUGGGCAGGCUGGGCGCUGGGCAGGCUGGGCGCUGGGCAGGGGCGAUCAGCCGCACUGUGGCUUCCCAGAGAAGAAUUAUGCAGAGAAUGCAGAGAGACUGGCUCUCAAGGGCUAUCGAGUGGUGGUGGUGGAGCAAGUAGAGACGCCCGAGCAGCUGGAGCAGCGGCGGCGGGCGACAGGCAGCAAGGACAAGGUGGUGCGGCGGGCCGUGUGCGCCAUGGUGUCGCGCGGCACCCUUGUGGACGCUGGCAUGCUCUCCGCCUCCCCUGACUCCUCCCUCAUCCUCGCCCUCACUGAAUGGCCCGCUGCUGCUGCCGCUGCUGCUGCUGCUUCUCCCGUUUCUGCUGCCGCCGCUGCUGUUGCAGCUCCUGCGGGGGAGGAGAGGGAGGAGGAGGGGGGAGCAGCAGCGGUGGUGAUAGGAGUGGCGGUGGUGGAUGCAGCGACAGGGCAGUUCUCCCUGGGUCAGUUCCCUGACGACGCUGCUCGCACGCGCCUGCGCUCCCUAACAGCCGAGCUCCGUCCUGUGGAGCUCGUGCUGCCCCGGGUCCCUGCCUCCUCUUCCUUGUCGUCUGCUGAUAAGCCCGCUGCUGUUGCGCCCUCGCCGUGCCCCUCACCGUGCCCCUCGCCUGCCACGCUGCGGGCGCUCUCGGACGCGUGUCGGCAGCCCCUGUGGAACUGGAGGGAGAGGGUAGACGACUGCUGGGCUCCUGACGCCACAGCGGCAUGGUUACAGCGCUUCUAUGCCCCGGAAAGAGAGGGUGGUGGCGUUGCUGAGGGCAGAGACUGUGGAGAAGAGCUGGAGGAGGAGGAAGGGGGAAGCAGCGGCGAGAGGAGAAGGGGAGGUAUUCCGCGUGCGAUCACUCAGUUGAUCGCAGCAGGAGAAGCAGCAGGAGAAGCAGCAGGAGAAGCAGCAGGGUCAGCAGGGUCAGCAGGGUCAGCGGCGGUGCUGAGUGCACUGGGGGGCCUUCUGGCAUACCUCCGCGCGUGCCUGCUGGAAUCCAGACUCCUCGCCCUGCGCCGCUUCUCCUUCCUCCCUGCCGCCCUGCCCCCGGGCUGCAGCAGGAAAACCAACGCUGCCACAGCUGGAAAGGGGCGAGCUCAGGUGGGGGAGCUGGGGGAGCAGAGGAGCGAUUCCAUGCAGGUGGAGGGGCAAGAAGUGGAGGAGGCAGAAGGGGAGUGCGAGGAAGAUGAGCAGCAGGAAGAGGAGGAGCCAGAAGAGGAAGAACCCUUUAUGGUCCUGGACAGCUGUGCGCUGGAGAAUCUCGAGAUUCUCGAGAACAGCCGCGACGGCACGAGCUCAGGCUCUCUCUUUGCGCUCCUGGACCGCACCGUCACGCCGUUUGGGCGGCGCCUGCUGCGGCAGUGGCUCGUGCGGCCGCUGCUGCGAGCAGAGGCGAUCAGAGAGAGGCAGAGAGCGGUGGGGGAUCUGAUGGGCGUGGGGGCGGAGGCUGCGGGGAAGGCUGUGAAGGCGCUGGGGGGAGUGGCGGACUUGGACCGGCUUCUGCCCAGGAUCCACUCGCACUGGGCAAAGGCCUUCCCAGCAGCAGCAGCAGCAGAGGCAGCAGAUGAAAAAUCAGGCAAGCAACAACACCAACACCAACACCAACACCAACACCAGCAGCAGCAGCAGAUGGGGCGCAACGCGAGUCAGGUGGUGCUAUACGAGAACGUGGCUCUGGCGCGCGUGCGGGAGUUCACCUCUGCUCUGCGCGGCUGCCAGGCUAUCCUUGCUGCCGCUCACGCCUUGGCCCCGCUGCUGCCCCGCCUCUCCAGCUCCCUGCUGCGCAACCUGCUCUCUCCUGCUGCUCCAGGAGGAGGAGAAGGAGGAGGAAGGGGAGGAGGAGGGGCAGGACGGGGAGGAGGCAAGGGGGGCGCAAGAGGAGUUGGAAAAGGGACGUUUCCGCCGAUAGAGUCGCGGCUGCGUGCGUUUGAGCGGGCGUUUGACUGGGCGCAGGCGGAUGCGUGUGGGCGCAUCUUACCGUCGUCGCCGGGAGUGGACAAGGCGUAUGACGCUGCUGCAGCGCGAGUGAGGGCUGUGGAGGCGGAGCUACAGCAGCACCUGGAGGAGCAACGCCACGUGCUGCGCGCCCCGCCCACGGUGCCCCUGGCGUUCGUGACAGUGGGCAAGGACCCGUUCCAGCUGGAGGUGCCCGAUUCGUUGCUCAGCCGCGUGCCACCCUCCUACGAGCUCAAGUCCCAGAAGAAGGGCGUGCGGCGGUUCUGGACGCCCUUCAUCCGCUCAGCUCUACAGCGGCUAGCAGAAGCCAAGGAGGAGGAGGAGGCGGCCCUGAAGGGCAUCUACCAGCGGCUUCUAGGCCGCUUCUGCGCGUCCCUCCCGCUCUGGCUGCGCGCCGUGCAUGCCAUCGCCCAGCUAGACGCCCUGCUCUCCCUCGCUGCCUUCUCCCAAGCUGGUGCCCCCCCCAUGUGCCGCCCGCACGUGGGGUUUGCUGUGCGCGGGGGCGAGGAAGGGGAGAGGGAAGGGGAGAGGGAGGGAGAGGGGGAGGGAGAGGGGGUGAGGGAGCGGGGGGUGGGGAAAGUGCCGUAUUUCAGGGCGAAGGGGUUGCGGCAUGCUGUGCUGGCGACCAUGGGGUCUGGUGGCAGCUGCUUUGUUCCCAAUGACACUGUGCUGGGGGGAUGUGGUGGUGGGGGCAGGGGGGCGGGAGGGGGAGGAGGAGGGGGAGAGGCGGAAGGGGGAGGGGGAGGGGGAAGGGGAGGGGAAGGGGCGCGGAUGAUGCUGCUGACAGGGCCGAACAUGGGCGGAAAGUCCACUCUCAUUCGGCAGACAUGUCUCGCUGUCAUCCUGGCGCAGACGUCUCAAAACUCGUUCUCCUUUGUCCAUUGCCAAGCCCACCGGUUUUCCUCCUCUCCUGUCUCCUCCUCCCUUCCCUGCCCCUUUGUCCCCACCACACACCAGCUGGGAGCCCACGUGCCGGCAGAGUCCCUCGCCCUCUCCCCAGUGGAUCGCGUGUUUGUGCGCAUGGAGGCGCGCGCGACCACAUCAUGGCCUCCAAUUCUCCCCGAAUCCCUCGCCCUCUCCCCAGUGGACCGCGUGUUUGUGCGCAUGGGGGCGCGAGAUCACAUCAUGGCGGCGCGCUCCACGUUUCUCGUGGAGCUGCAGGAGACGGCGGGCAUGCUGCGCUGCGCCACACGCCACUCCUUCGUGGCUCUCGACGAGCUGGGGAGAGGCACUGCCACUUCUGAUGGCCACGCCAUCGCGCAUGCGGUGUUUGAGCAUCUGCUGAACCGGGUGGGGUGUGUGGGAGUGUUCUCCACGCACUACCAUGCCUUAGCACACGACUUUCAACACCAUCCUGGGGUAUCCCUACAGCACAUGGCAUGCCAGGUGCGCUCCUCGCCUUCCCACGAGGCCGCUCCCGCCGCUGCUGCAAGCAGCAGCAGGGCGGGCGGGAGCAACAACACCAGCAGCGUCAGCGGCGGCGAGAGAGGGGAGGAGGUGGAGGAGGUGGUGUUUCUGUACAAGCUCGCACAGGGCUCCUGCCCCAAGAGCUAUGGCAUCAACGUCGCACGCCUCGCAGGUCCGCUGCUUUGCUCCCUGCAUCUGCCUGCACCUCCAUGCACCUCCCUGCACCUCCCUGCAUCUCUCUGCAUAGCUCUUAAAGACAGGCUGCUGGCUGCUUCCUGCUCCUUCCUUGUGGCUCUCACUUCCCUUCACUACCAUUCCCAUGCCCACCUCCUCCCCCCAUCCAACUUCCAUUCUUGUCUCUGCCAAUUUACCUGCCACUACCAUGCCUCAUGCUCCCCGCCCUCCUCUCCCCUUCUCUUCUCCCUCGCUGGUGCCGUGAUGGCUCCCCUCCCCUCCCCUUGCGGUGCAGGCAUGCCGGAGUCGGAGGGGGCGAGGGGCAAGCAGCAAGGCCUGGAUGACAGUGCUUCAGCGCCAGCAGGGAUGGCCGUGGAUGGUGAGACAGGAAGUGAUGUGCUGGCCAAGUUGAGGCUGCUGCAAGCACAGGCAGCUGAGGGGGACUGA